Messenger RNA from Solanum tuberosum (potato), 2500 nucleotides. RefSeq lists its product as uncharacterized. Bases 43 to 1182 code for a protein of 379 amino acids. Gene Ontology annotation, molecular function: double-stranded DNA binding. Gene Ontology annotation, biological process: regulation of DNA-templated transcription. The transcript is spliced from 5 exons. NCBI's taxonomy places the organism in Eukaryota, Viridiplantae, Streptophyta, Magnoliopsida, Solanales, Solanaceae. The record is from RefSeq and is a predicted model, not a curated record.
CAUUCUGACCAAAAUUCUUACAGAUUUCAUUUUGCCCUAAUAAUGAAAGCAGCGAGGUUCAAUGUUUUUACCCAAUUUCGUUUCUUGUUUUUCAAUUCUAAAACUCUAAAUCCCUUAAACCCUAACACAUUCAGAUUCCUCACUGUAGCUGCUGUCUUGCCUUCUCCUGAAAAAUCCCCAGAAGACCAAACUGAAGAAGAACUCAGUAGUACUCCCAAAGACUCAGCAGAUUUGUUUAAGCAAUGGGGUUGCACUGAAGAUGACAUUUCCAAGAUUUUUCAGCGGCGCCCGUCUUUGCAAAGAAUGGAACUCAAACUCCUUGACUCAAAGCUCAAAAUACUGAGUGAGUUAGGUUUACCAUCCUCUGAUCUCACCAGGAUUAUUAAUUGCCGUCCUCGUUUCCUUGAUUGUCGGAUUAAUCGUUGCUUGGAAGAACGCCUUGAGUUUUUCCAGACUUUGUUUGGUACUAAAGAAAUUCUUCUUAAGGCCAUUGUUCGAAAUCCGUCUUUGCUUACUUAUGACUUCCAUAAACAGAUUAAACCAAUUGUUGCAUUUUAUGAACAAUUGGGUCUUAGCAGAAGUGAGUUAGUUUCCAUGCUUUUAGCUCGACCAACUCUGAUACCAAGAACCUCUUUGGAUGAUGAGAAGAUGGAUUAUAUUCAAAGAACCGGUGUGGAAAAGGGCACUACAAUGUAUAAACAUGUGGUUGCGUUGUUUGCUAUUUCGCGGUCCGAGACUAUCCGUCAGAAGGUGGCUAAUUUGGAGAAACAUGGGUUUACUGAAGAUGAAGUCUUUAGGCUUUUUGGAAGGUCUCCAUUUUUGUUAACAUUGUCUGUUGAUAAGGUUCAGAGAAACAUGACUUAUAUAUUGGGUACAAUGAAGCUUUCUGCAAAUUUGGUUCAAGAUAACCCGUGUUUGCUGUUCUUAAAUUUGGAGACUGCCAUAAAGCCAAGGUAUUUAUUAGGGGCAAAGCUAGAUGAUAUGGGUCUGGUUCCUCGAGUGAAAGGUCCUUCAUUGUUAAGAGCAAUGAGGAUGACAGAAAAGCGGUUCAUCAAGGCCUUUAUAAAUUGCCAUCCAGAAGAUGUGGCUCAUGAAUUGAUGGAGUACUAUACAGGAGUUAAACGUGUUAGAAGGUUGGCAGAAUCCUCCAAGAAACAAUUGUACAGAGGAUUUCCCUUUUGAACAUAUGUCCCAACAGAGGCUUUUCCCAUUAUCAUUUGACUCUGUUUGUUAUUGAAACCCUUCAUUUUUCAUUGACAAAAAGUAGAUUAUAUCUGUAUCAUUGACUUGCUGGGGAUGUUUGAUUGUUGUUUUGAUGUAUAGUCAAUACGAAUGAUAUUCUAUUGUGCAAGUGGAUGUUAGCUAAUAAUAUAUGAAUUGGAGUAGAGCUGAAAUUACCUUCUUUAGAAAAAAGAGCUAUUCGAAGCAUACGGACUGCUGCAAGUUUCCCACGUCUCACCAGAUUUGGUCUUCAUGCUCCUAAAUUUCUGCUAUGCUGCUCCUUUGGAAAGUUCUCCAAUAUCUACUAUAAUUUAGUCCCUAAUGGUAGAGGUGGAGUUGGACAAUGAUAGUGUGUACAAUUUGUCCGCUGAGUAUUUGAGAAUAUCUAGCCCAGCUGUUGAUAGUACAAUUAGAUCAGUUGGUGGUGACUGGUGAGAAGGUCAUAUAUGGGAGGCGACACGCGGGGAUCACUUCUUCUGAACCUAUUGGAAUUAUGGGGUGAGGUAAUUGUUCGAUGACUUGCAUAAGACUGGCAUUUUCAUGUGGGACUACCUCUACCAUCUUGGGAGCAACAAACUCACUCUUGUGAGAGAUUACAUUAAAACUCUAAAGAAACAUGGACUUAGCCGGGAUCCUCCCAGAAGAAAGUGAUUGUUAAACACACCAUGAAUAUGCUAAUUGUCAUGGAAAACAUACAGUAUUUAUGGUUAGGAGACAAUCUUCGCAUGUGCACAAAGUGGCAGGACAGAAACCAGCCCCUAACAAAGUGACUAGCUUUUCAUAUAUUGUCAUAUGUGCACUCGAAUUUGUGGCAUUUUAUAAGCAAUGCAUAUUUGAUGUAUCCAAUGAAACUACAAUGCCCAAAAGCAGAAUUCCAGUUGAAACGAAGGAUUCAAUGGAACUUGCAUAUGACAUACAGUGCUUCCAAGUUCAUUCCAUUGCAUGAAUUUUUGCAACUUUUCAAUCUCUGGUUUGUUUGCUGUUACUGUAGUAGUUGCAAGAAAGGAUGCAAACGGGCAGGUUAAGCAACUCUGGACUGCUGAAACAGCAUGAGAUACAAAUGGACAUGGUGUUAUGAUGCCCCAUUGAAGAUGAGGCAUGUAGAUGUUAUGAAGACAAGCUUGAUGGGACGAUAGAGAAAAACAAUGAACAUGGCAAGGAAGAUACUAAUUUCUCUUGGGUCACUAAUUUUAUUUCCAAAUUGUACUAUAACUUCUGAAAUCGAUUAUUGAGAAACAAGAAAGGGGAAUAAAGAAGAUCUGAGAACAAAUUUGGUGAA